This is a messenger RNA of Symbiodinium sp. CCMP2456, 339 nucleotides long. The record is from the annotation of a GenBank genome assembly. NCBI's taxonomy places the organism in Eukaryota, Dinophyceae, Suessiales, Symbiodiniaceae.
GAGCCUGCUCCAAAGGUGAUGCAGGCUCUUCAGGAAGCCUGUUCCGCUUUCUUCUCCCCUCUGCGUGUGGUUGUGGCUCGCAGCCGCCCGGAAUCGAAGGCGCGCGGUGGGCGAGGCAUGCCACUGCCGGAGCUGAGAUUUAGCUCUGGGACGCCUCGUGAGCAGCUGGUCAGCGAAGACAUUUUGGAUUGGCUGGCUGGAGGCUUGCGGUCGGACUCGGUCCUUACCGCCGCCUUUACCCUGUCGCCGGUGAUCAACUGCGGGAAACCCACAGUCGGCGCCACCGAUUGGUCCCGGCGUGUCGGUGUCUUCAGCUUGUCCUCGAUACUUAACAGCGAG